Molecule: messenger RNA, 2529 nt
Organism: Cladocopium goreaui
Lineage: Eukaryota; Dinophyceae; Suessiales; Symbiodiniaceae
Source: the annotation of a GenBank genome assembly
AUGGCAUGCACCAACUGGAAACAGGAAGUGGAAAGGGUGAUGGAGGUGGAUUCCCCAAUCACCACAAAAGCUGAAGGAGUUCUCAAAGUCUUGGAGGAGCACAAGAUGUUGUACAAGUUGAAGUUGGUGCCAUCCCAGCUCCUUGUCCAUCCCCAGAACAGAUCUGGUGGUUUGCUGAAUGUGGCAGACAUGCAUGCAAAAGGAGCUGCAAUGCAUUCCAUUGGCUUUUCCUUCAAGAAGCUAUCAGAAUCCAUUGCCUUUGAGAUUCCUAUCUCUAAAAAAGAUUUGGUGUUCAAGGCAAACCAGUCCUUGAGUGAUUUGAACAGCAAUAUGGUGGCCAGGCCUUCUGGUACCGAAAGGUAUGCUUCAAUUUCAACAAGCCAUACCACUGCAUUCCUGAAGUCAGUGCAGCAAGGUUGCAGAACUCCUGAAGAAGAGCUUUCUCACAAUGGCUUCUUGAAUUUUGAGUCCAUGUGCGGCAAGGGUGGUGAUUUGAGGAAAAUGGUGGAAGAAGGCUGGACAUGGUCAAUUAUUUCUCCAGAAGUGGAGGAGAAAUUGUCAGGCUUGCCUGGCUUUCUGCAACAAGCACUCAAUAGUGAGCACAGUGUCAAAUCUGGUGCUAAUGAAUUGGAAGUAGCAGCCACAAUAGCUGCUGCCUUUGAGCAACAAGAAAGUUCAAGCAAGGAUUUGAAGAAAGCCCAGGCCACCGCUUUGGCAAGCAGGCCAUCUUGCUCUGAUUACAUCAACAGUGUAACACAGUUUGUGAAACAGUUCUCAGGAGGAGAAAAGUUUCCAUUGCUGAAGCUCUUGCAAAGCAUCAGCAAGCAAUUUGCUGGCACUGCUCUUCUUGGGCAAGAAUUCAUGGAGCUUCUGGCUUUCACUGAUUUCAAGAACAAGCAGAGCACCAUGCCUUGGACUCGAAUGUCUUUGGCUACUUGCCAAAUGUGCUCACCAAAGGCUUACAUCAAGGAUGGUGUCAGCAGAUUCAUCACACCUUCUGACUUUACCAAGUUGAAACAGAAAGCCAUGCUGGACAAGGUCAAGCAGGCUGAGGAGUUGCUGGGGAAAGGCUAUGAGCUUUUGCAAGCAUCUCCACUGACAUUGGACCAGCAGGCACACCCCAUGGCCAGGUACCUCACCAGACUUGGCUUGUUUCUCUUGAACAAAGAAAGCAAAGGGCAGGAAGGGAAAGAAUAUACAAGCUUGGCCAACAUCACUGAUGCUUUCACUGCUGAAUGCUUUGAAAUGAAGCAACAUGGACAUUUGAAUGCAAGGCAAGCAGAGCUUGCUGAGGAAAGUGAUGACAAGGAAAUGCCAGAAGCCCUGGAAAGUUGCCAAGAUCCUAUCCAAAUUGCUUGCAAGAUGUUCAAAUUGAAGGUGGGGAGCCAUUACACCCACAAUGGCCAAGUCAUGAAGCUCACCAAGGUUGAAAAGAAUUCAGCCACCUUGGUCUACACCCCCUUCUUUGGCUCUGCAGUGGACCACACCCUGACCCAUGAUGAUUUGAAAGGCAUCAAGCCUUUCACAAGGCCAGUACCUCAUUUGCACUCUGCUGCAGAUAUUGCUGCUCUCUACCCCAGUAAUGCAAUGGUCAAGGAGAUUGCCAGGGCCAAGGCCCAGCAUUUGCUGCAUGAAAAAUACCUGCAGACUGGAGAAUUUGAUGUGGUUGUGUCCAGCAUGGGGCAUUUGUUUGCCAAUGCAGAUUUCAAGAAGGGUGAGCUGACUUUGCUGCCCUUUGGGAAUGUGGCUGUGGUGGCCAAGGAGAAAGUGGCCAAGACUUCAGUGGUCCUGUUUUUGGCUGGGUGGCGACAAGAAGAUCAGCUUGUGGUGAGCCAUACCAAGUGCAAUUUUGAGAAGGCCACUGGCUGCUGGUCACCUUUCUUCUGGUGCAAGGAGAGCAAGGAUGACAAAGAGGAAAAGCCCAACAUGACAAAGGCAACUGUGAAGUAUGAUGAGCUGACCAUGCCUUGCAUCAAGAACAAAGAAAAGGUUUCUUUGCAACGGGCUGGCAUGGACCCAAGCCUGGUGCCUACCAACUUGUUGGUGAAAGAUUCUGGUGGGCAGGAAUAUUUGAAGGUGCAGCCAUCACACCCAAUGAUUGUCAAGCUGGUAUGCAAAGAUGGGGAAGAAAUUUUCCAGAAGACCAAGAAUGCCAGCCUGUCUGGUUCUGAACAGCUGAAAAAGCUGAAGGCACAACUGCAGUCUGUCAUCCAUAAGGAACUGGACAGCUAUGAAGCAAAUCAGGACCAGCCUUUGUUUGGAGAUGGCCAACAACCUGCCAACAAAUCAAAGGGCAAAUUCAUCAUGGCAAAGGCAUCCCAAUGCUUUGAGACUGUAGUCCUGGAUGUGGAGGGCACUAAUGUGGUCUGCCUGGUUCCACCCAAUGACAAGUUCCAGGAAAUCAUGAUUCAGUUAAAUGAAGACAUGCUGGAAGCUGUUUUCAACUUUUUGGCCAAGGACUGCAAAAGCACCUUGGAGAACAUGGCCAAGAGAGGUUAUAAGAGGAAGCAGGUGGGUGGUGAAGACUAG